Molecule: messenger RNA, 1058 nt
Organism: Lingula anatina
Lineage: Eukaryota; Metazoa; Brachiopoda; Lingulata; Lingulida; Lingulidae
Product: histone H2B, gonadal
Cellular component (GO): nucleosome
Molecular function (GO): structural constituent of chromatin; protein heterodimerization activity; DNA binding
Source: RefSeq, a predicted model, not a curated record
CGCUAGAAUACGAGAAUCAUGCCUCCCAAAGUGAGCUCCAAGGGCGCCAAGAAAGCCGGUAAGGCUAAGGCCGCACGUAGUGGUGACAAGAAGAGAAGGAGGAAGAGAAAGGAAAGCUACAGCAUCUACAUCUACAAAGUGAUGAAACAGGUGCACCCUGACACCGGUAUCUCCAGCAAAGCCAUGAGCAUCAUGAACAGCUUUGUCAAUGACAUCUUUGAGCGUAUUGCCGGUGAAGCUUCCCGCCUUGCCCACUACAACAAGCGUUCCACCAUCACCAGCCGAGAGGUUCAGACUGCUGUCCGUCUCUUGCUGCCCGGUGAGCUUGCUAAGCACGCUGUCAGUGAGGGCACAAAGGCCGUCACCAAGUACACCAGCUCCAAGUAAAUCAGCAAGUCGGUGAUUUACACAAACGGUCCUUUUCAGGACCAACCAUAUCUUUCCAGGAAAGCUAUACCAAAUGUUAUUAUAAGACAUACACGUGAUAACAAACAAGAAAUGUGCAUGUUCACACACGCACAAGAAUCCCUACACUCUGACAUAGAAGAAUUCGUUUUGCAUUCUACAAUCUUUUAUUUACACAGUAUAGCAUUGUCUCUGCUCUCAUUGUGGGCAUGUUUCUCAACAUCUAAACCAAUAAGUAAAUUAUCAGCUGUUUGAAAAGUGGAGGCCUUGAUGAUCCCCGGCACACAAUUGAAUUUGAAAGACAUAAUAUACGUAAUCUACAGUAACAAGUGGAAAUAUUACUUAAUUGUUAUGUAUUACACUGCUGAUUAGCACACGCUUUACUUUUUUUAUUUUCACAUACAAUAUGUUGACAAAUGCAUUUAAAUUAGGUGAAAUCACUGUGUAUUCUGGAGUUUUUAUUUGAUUAUUUGUUAGCAGCUACAGGACAUUGGAGCUACUAUGGUUUUAGUGGCAGAUAAAAUACUUUUAAAAAAUUCUCUCUUAAAAAUAAAGUGCCUUAAGCAUGCACUUCAGCACAGUUGACAAUAUUAUUAUGAAUAACAUCUACAACAAGAAAGACAAAUUUUAAAAUCAAUAAAAAGGAAAUAAUA